AUGGUGUUGAGGAUCAUCAUUUCUAUCAUUGGUGUAGUGGGAAAUACAGUCUUGAUCAUAUCAAUCCUCCAUAUGACUCGACUGAAGACAUUUGAAGUGUUCUUGCUUGGACUGGCCUUGUCAAACCUUGAGGAGAUUAUAAUUGUGGACAUCUAUGAUGUGAUUGUGCUUCGCUCUGCUCACAGCUUCGGUUUUUGGUCCUGCAGUGCACUGAAAUUCAUGACCAUCUUUGGAGAAGUAGCUAGCAUCCUUUUCACGGUGCUUAUCAGCAUUUUUCGCUAUCAAAAGCUGCACAACGCUGCCAUUCGGGUGAUCACACCUAUCUUUAUGGACAGCAUGAAGAUAGCCAUUGGAUUCAGUGUAGGGUGUGUUUUGGUUGCUGUUCUCUCAAGUGUGCCAACUUACAUUGUAAACUUUGAUACCUUGCCGGACAUGAACAACUCCACUACCGAAGACUGCCCAGCAGAUUUCUUCCACUGUCCAAAAGGCAACUGUCCCACUUUCAACAAUAUAUACAAGCAUCUAUUUCUUUUCCUCUAUCACCUUUUGCCGCUUGUCAUCGUUACAGGGACAAGUUCCCUAAUUAUCAAGAUUUUGACAGUCCAGCAGAAAGUGGCGGAAUUACAUCAUGAUUCGGAACCAGCUGCCAUCGCUGCCCACCAUCAUCAUGAGAACUCAGUGUUCCAUCGAAGCACCGUUGGCAUCCUGGCUGCAAUGGCAGCCUUCCAGGUAUACUGCAGUUUAUAUCUGAUUCUUCACCUGAUGUUUAAUCCGUAUGACUUUCCUGCAUGGUCUGAGCUGGAGUUCUUCAUUACAACAUUCUACACAGCUAUCAUUCCCUAUGUCUAUGGUAUGGGACAUAACUUUUUCACUGUGAAACAUUUUAUGAGGCAUUAG
Molecule: messenger RNA, 897 nt
Organism: Colossoma macropomum (tambaqui)
Lineage: Eukaryota; Metazoa; Chordata; Actinopteri; Characiformes; Serrasalmidae
Exons: 1
Coding region: 1-897 (298 amino acids)
Biological process (GO): neuropeptide signaling pathway
Cellular component (GO): neuron projection; membrane
Molecular function (GO): G protein-coupled receptor activity; neuropeptide binding
Source: RefSeq, a predicted model, not a curated record